AUGGGCCGUGGAAGUAACAAGAAGCGCAAGCACGCUCAGUACGCCCAAGAUGGACCCAACGGCGACAGCAACAUUGGUGUCGGCGCAACAAUCGCACACCUGCGUGGUGAGCUCACGGCAGACCAAAGGUCUGAUGAGCACAAGCCCGACUCCGAAGAGUGGACCACAGUAGGAAGAGGAGGCAAGAAACAGAAGAAGACCAACUACCCCAGCCUAGGCUACUCAGACAUGCACAAAUUACACACGAGUGUAAACAUCAAUCACCUGCAAGCUCUUGUACUCUACUGUUUGGCAGACGCUACAUCGCCGCAGUUUGUGUCUGUGAGGCAUCAUGGCAUGGUUAAGAAGGCCGUGGUCUUGCUGGUACCUGGGCUGGAAAAGGGUAUGUUCGAUGGCAGCAUUCAGAUAGAUCCGCCAAAAGAGACUUCGGUCAAGUCGUCAGCGCCUUACAAUGGCGCCAAUGGCUCUGUGGUAAGUAGCAGAGAGUCUGAAAAAGCUGUAGCUACCGAAUUAGAAGCCAAUGGAUACAACAUCAAGCCACCUCCAAAGUCUCCAGAUGAAUACCUGCCCACACCUUUGUCGCCUGAAAAGUUGCCAAAACCGCUAAAGCCACUCGCAGAUAUCUUCUCCCAUCUCUGGCCCGUCAAAGCUCCAGGAGAUGAGAAGUAUGGGAAGGUGCACUCGCCAUUACAUGCUAUGCUCAACUCAGCCAUUACCAAGACACAUGAAGAGAAACAAGAGGAUAAGCAGAUUAAGGGCCCGAAACCAGCAAGAGAGGGAAAGAAUUGGGCGAACAAGCGCACGCUCAUUACCAAGUUCCUUUCUUCUGCAGAAGAGCUCGAAGAGAACGACUACAUACUGCAUCCAGCAUCUUUUACGACCCUAGCCGAGAAAGAAGUAGGUAUACAACGAAGAACGAAGAACAAGCAAACGACCGACGACGGCUGGCUGGAUACGGUAGUCGACAGGCUCGAGGAUGGGGUUGCUAAGGAUGAGGAUAUCGAGAAAGGGAGUGUGACGGACGGCCGGAGCAUACUUGCCAUAGACUGCGAGAUGUGCAUAGUGGAAGGUGGCGAGAUGGCCCUGACACGGAUCAGUCUAGUCGAGUGGGACGGUAACGUCCUCCUUGAUGAAUUCGUCAAACCAGACAAGCCUAUCAUCGACUACCUGACACCGUACUCCGGCAUCACACCAACCAAACUCGAGAACGUCACCACCAAUCUCAAAGACAUACAAGAUCGGCUGCUCAAAGAAAUCACACCAAAACAUAUACUUAUUGGCCACUCCCUCAACUCUGACCUUAUGGCGCUCCGGCUCACCCAUCCUUUCAUCAUCGACACCUCCAUGCUCUACCCGCAUCCUCGCGGCCCACCCAUGAAAUCCUCCUUAAAAUGGCUCGCGCAGAAAUACCUAGGUCGUGAGAUCCAGAAAGGUCAUGGUACUCAGGGUCACGACAGCGUCGAAGAUGCGCGGGCUUGCCUUGACCUUGUGCAGAUCAAGUGCGAACGAGGUCCGCAAUGGGGCACGAGCGAGGCGACCGUAGAGUCUAUCUUCAAGCGCCUGAAACGAACGCCAAGAGCCGGAUCAUUAAACAACGCCAGCAAUGAAGGCAAGACAGGUGCAAUCGUGGACCAAGGCGCUCCAGAGAGGAACUUUGGCUCCAUGGCUACAUACUGCAUCGGCUGCCCUGAUGACGCUGGAGUUGUAGCAGGUGUCAAGAGAGCUGUGCUUGGCGACGAGGAUGGCAGCUAUAUCCCAGGUGGAGGCGUGGAUUUCACAUGGGCUCGCUUCCAAGAACUAGCGGCUUUCUGCGGCUGGUGGAACGAUAAUAGGCGAGCUGUCUCCGACCACACCCCCCAAGACUCUCACCUCAUCUCCACCGAUUACGUUUCCACUGCCCUCGCUGAGGCGGUUACGAAGACAGUCAACCGUAUACAAGCGGUUCGCGACUUCCUGCCUCCUUGCACCUUACUAGUGGUGUACAGCGGUACAGGCGAUCCGCGUGAACUGGCACGUCUGCAGGAGAUGCAACGGACCUUCAAGCGGGAGUAUGCGGUAAAGAAAUGGGAUGAGCUGAGUGUCAAGUGGACAGACACCGAGGACCAGGCGCUCAAGAUGGCUUGUAGGAAGGCGAGGGAAGGGCUAGGGUUCGUGACGAUUACCUGA
Messenger RNA from Letharia columbiana, 2166 nucleotides. RefSeq lists its product as uncharacterized. The transcript has a single exon. Gene Ontology annotation, molecular function: exonuclease activity; nucleic acid binding. NCBI's taxonomy places the organism in Eukaryota, Fungi, Ascomycota, Lecanoromycetes, Lecanorales, Parmeliaceae. The coding region runs from base 1 to 2166 and encodes 721 amino acids. The record is from RefSeq and is a predicted model, not a curated record. Gene Ontology annotation, cellular component: nucleus.